Messenger RNA from Oreochromis aureus, 1197 nucleotides. RefSeq names its product immunoglobulin kappa light chain-like. Gene Ontology annotation, biological process: response to bacterium. Lineage: Eukaryota; Metazoa; Chordata; Actinopteri; Cichliformes; Cichlidae. The transcript has 5 exons. The record is from RefSeq and is a predicted model, not a curated record. Bases 15 to 1055 code for a protein of 346 amino acids.
CCAUUCACCACAACAUGAUGACAUCGAAACAGUUUGCUUUUUAUCUCACAUGUUUGUUUCUGGGGCAAAUGGCUCACACAAAUGAUUUGAAAUUGUCUGUUCAUCAAGAAAGACAUUUUAUAUCUGUUAACACUGGGGAAAGUGUGACUUUGAAUUGUUUUUAUGACGGUAACGAUGUGGCAAAGUUUUUCUGGUACAAGCUGAACUUGGGACAGAAACUGAAGCUCAUUUCUACUUUGUUCAAGUACGACACCAAUGGUACGUUUCAUGAUGAAUUCAAGAGUGAUUCACGAUUCACAGCGGCUACUGAGGAAGGAAAAAUCUACUUAAAGAUAACAAAUGUGCAAGUUUCAGACUCUGCGAUUUACUACUGUGGAACUUAUGGCUACAUGUUUGAGUUUGGAGAGGGUACUGUCGUUGAUGUAAAGGGUUCAGGUUUGCACAUGCCAACUUUAGUGCAGCAGUCAGCAUCUGAGACCAUCCAGCCAGGAGGCUCUGUGACUCUGAACUGUACAGUACACACUGGGACCUGUGAUGAAGAACACAGUGUUUACUGGUUCAGAGACUCUGAAGAGUCUUUCCCAAGAAUCAUUUACACCCAUGGAGGCAGGAAUGAUCAGUGUGAGAGGAAACCCAACACACAGACACACACUUGUGUCUACAACCUGCCAAUGAAGAGCCUGAAUGUGUCUCAUGCUGGGACCUACUACUGUGCUGUUGCCUCAUGUGGACACAUACUGUUUGGAAACAGGACCAAGCUGGACUUUAAGCAUGAGGGGAACUGUUGUGUCUCUGUGUAUUUCUUGAGCGGAGCAUUCGCAUUCACCACACUUCUGAGUGUUUUAAUGGCUUUAUUAUUGUAUUUGACCCACAAGAGAAACAGCACCAAACGCACAGAGUCUCAUCCAAGAACAUCACCUCUUUCCUCAGCAGACGCAGAGCACAAUGAAGGAGACAUCCAUUAUGCGGCUUUAAGCGAUCCGAGAGCUGGCAGACCAAGAAGAAAGAGUAACAACAGCAAGACUGAAUGUGUCUACUCUAGUGUAAAGCAGUAGAACUGGAUGAGUUUCUUAUCCGUUUUUGUGCUUUUGUUAUUUUUAACAGGCUUCAGCAUUUAAAAACCUAAAGACAUUUGUUGUCUGUGAACUUCCUGAUAUGAGUUUUGCAACUUUAUAUUAAGUUGAGUUCAAUUUUGUU